Rana temporaria (common frog) is the source of this 3929-nucleotide messenger RNA. RefSeq names its product MAF bZIP transcription factor G (gene MAFG). Gene Ontology annotation, biological process: regulation of transcription by RNA polymerase II; regulation of epidermal cell differentiation. The coding region runs from base 254 to 751 and encodes 165 amino acids. The record is from RefSeq and is a predicted model, not a curated record. Lineage: Eukaryota; Metazoa; Chordata; Amphibia; Anura; Ranidae. Gene Ontology annotation, molecular function: RNA polymerase II cis-regulatory region sequence-specific DNA binding; DNA-binding transcription factor activity, RNA polymerase II-specific. The transcript is spliced from 3 exons. Gene Ontology annotation, cellular component: nucleus.
ACCCAAACAUCAGGUGACGUCUUCCCCGGCGUGAGGACUCAGCGCUUCGGGCUCCACGCCUGACCCUGCUCGUCGACUUCCGGGCCCGAGAGUCACAUGAUCCUCUAACCGGGGGACUGCCCGGUCUGACGUGAGCGCCCCCACCGGGCUCCUCCCACAGUGGGAGCGUGACGUCACCGGAGAGAUGAGGUCAUGAAGAAGGCGAAGGGGAGGAGUUGUGAUUGACAGUUUGCUGACACACGGUUCCCAGGGCAUGACGACUCUCAUCAGCAAGGGAAACAGCAAAGCUCUGAAGGUGAAAAGAGAGCCGGGGGAAAAUGGCACGAGUCUCACCGAUGAAGAACUGGUCACCAUGUCCGUGCGGGAGCUGAACCAACAUCUCCGCGGCCUGUCCAAAGACGAAAUCAUCCAGCUGAAGCAGCGGCGGCGCACGCUGAAGAACAGAGGCUACGCCGCCAGCUGCCGAGUGAAACGCGUCACCCAGAAGGAGGAGCUGGAGAAGCAGAAGGUGGAGCUGCAGCAGGAGGUGGAGAAGCUGGCCUCGGAGAACGCCAGCAUGCGACUGGAACUGGACUCUCUUCGCUCAAAGUACGAAGCUCUUCAGAACUUUGCCAGGACUGUCGCCCGCAGCCCUAUCACUCCUUCAAGAGGACCAAUAACGCCUGGAGUCAGGCCCCUCAUCAUCCCCGGCAAAGUGGCCGCCACAAGCGUCAUUACCAUUGUCAAAUCUAAGACGGAGGCGCAGUCUUAGGGGCGUGAGAAACCUGGAUCCCCUGCCCCUCCUCCUUCACCAUCUGUUCCCAAAGCACAAGUACCCAAAGAUUAGCGUAACCAGAGGAGGAACAUUCGUACGUGAUGUUCAGGAGGCUCCAUAACAUCCGAGGGAAUUGGUUUGGGUUCUGUGGCAGGGAACGUAGGUUGUCCACAUCUGAGUAUCCGCAGUUAAGGGGAGGUGACACUUGGUGACGAGGUCUCCCCAUGCCUCAUUCGACCAAUCAUCUAAGCACUCAGCCAUUACGAAGACGAGAGGAGAGGCUGCAAAGCCAUCAACAUCUUCCAGCUUUGGUUCCCCCUGUUGGAACAUUCACCGGUCCUCAUGUCUGGCAAAAAAAAAAAUGCCCAUGCUGCUUAUGAAAGCCAAUCAGAUUUCUUGUUUCAGUCUCCCGUAGAAUGAAAGAUGAUUGGUUGCCAUGAAAAAAAAAAAAAGUGGGCUGUCAACUUUUACCUGAAACCGUAAAGCUAGCUGCUAUGGGUUGUUCUUUAGUUUUCAUGCACAUACCCUUGUGGGGUUGAUGGAUGCAACUGAAGCUAAAGAGGACCUGUCACAGCCAGAUGCCAUCUUUCAGAUGAACCAGGAAGUCUGUUUUUUGCAUCAGAUUUACAAUGAAACCAUUUAGCCCUUGGCAAGUGUUAAGGGCUGGAGGAGAGCGCGCUGCAACCAAUCAAAGUUCAGUUGUCAUGGUAAAACAUCACCUGAUUGGUUGGUUGCCAAGGGCCAGAGUUCAGUUCUCAACAAGUGAUGGGAGAUGGAGGAGCGUUGGCUGCUCUUGGCAGCCAACCCAAUUCCAGUUGCCAUUGUUAAGGAGCACCUGAUUGGUUGCCAUGGGCCAGAGUUUGGUUUUGCAACAAGGGAUGGGAGAUGGAGGAACAUUUGCAGCUCUUGGCAACCAAUGAAAUUCCAGCUGUCAUUGUAAAGGAGCAGCUGAUUGGUUGCCAUGGGCCACAGUCUAGUUUUCAACAAAAGAUAGGACAUGGAGGAACAUUUGCAGCUCUUGGCAACCAAUGAAAUUGCAGUUGUCAUUGUAAAGGAGCACCUGAUUGGUUGCCAUGGGCCACAGUUGUUCUCAACAAGUGUUGGGAGAUGGAGGAACAUUUGCAGCUCUUGGCAACCAAUGAAAUUCCAGUUGUCAUUGUAAAGGAGCACCUGAUUGGUUGCCAUGGGCCAGAGUUGUUCUCAACAAGUGAUGGGAGAUGGAGGAGCAUUUGCUGCCCUUGGCAACGAAUCAUAUUCCAGUUGUCAUUUUAAUAGGUGGGAGAUGGAGGAACAUUGGAGCACCUGAUUGGUUGCCAUGAGUUUAGCCUUUAGAAAGUUAUGAGAGUUGGGGGGGGAAAUGGGAGAUGGAGGAACGUUUGCUGCUCUUGGCAACCAAUAAGAUUCCAUUUGUCAUUGUAAAGGAAACCCUUAUUAGUUCCUAUGGGCCAGAGUUCAAUUCUCAGAAAGCGAUGAGAGCUGAAUGUGCUGCUUUGGGUCACAAAUUAACAUUUUUAUUGUAACAAAGCACCUGAUUGGUUGCCAUAAGUUCAGCCUUCUGGAAGUUUUGCGAGUUGGGAGGAGAGUAUGCAAUUCUUGGCAACCAAUUAGAUUUCAGCCAUCAUUGUAAAGGAGCACCUGAUUGGUUGCCAUGAGUUCAGCCUUCAGGAAGUUGGGAGGAGAGUAUGCAAUUCUUGGCAACCAAUUACAUUUCAGCCAUCAUUGUAAAGGAGCACCUGAUUGGUUGACAUUAUUUCAGCCUUCGGGAAGUUAGGAGAGUUGGAAGGAGAGUAUGCAAUUCUUGGCAACCAAUUAGAUUUCAGCCAUCAUUGUAAAGGAGCACCUGAUUGGUUGCCAUGAGUUCAGCCUUCAGGAAGUUGGGAGGAGAGUAUGCAAUUCUUGGCAACCAAUUACAUUUCAGCCAUCAUUGUAAAGGAGCACCUGAUUGGUUGACAUUAUUUCAGCCUUCGGGAAGUUAGGAGAGUUGGAAGGAGAGUAUGCAAUUCUUGGCAACCAAUUAGAUUUCAGCCAUCAUUGUAAAGGAGCACCUGAUUGGUUGCCAUGAGUUCAGCCUUCGGGAAGUUACGAGAGUUGGGAGGAGAGUAUGCAAUUCUUGGCAACCAAUUAGAUUUCCGCCAUCAUUGUAACGGAGCACCUGAUUGGUUGCCAUGAGUUCAGCCUUCGGGAAGUGAGGAGAGUUGGGAGGAGAGUAUGCAAUUCUUGGCAACCAAUUCGAUUUCAGCCAUCAUUGUAAAGGUGCACCUGAUUGGCAUGGGCCAGAGUUUAGAGUUGGAGGAAAGUAUGCUGCACUAGACAACCAAUCAAAUUUUAGUUUUCAUUUAAAUGGAGUACCUGUUUGCUAUGGGCCAGAACUGGUUUCAUGGUGGGUCAUUAGGCUGCAAAGCCUCCUCAUAAUAAGGUUCUCCCACCAUUACCAAUAGCUUUUCUUCAUAUUCCUCCAUUAUAUUUACAGUACCCUCCACUCUGGUCAGCAUCUGAUGCCAGCUCUGCCUUGGGCAACCAAUACCCGCAUCUUAAUCCCAUUGGUUGACUUUUUUUUUUCUUUUCUGGACACUUUUGAACAUGGCCGUGUUAUAUGUGCUCAGUUUCCCAUGCUGUCCAGCUGUCGGGGUCUCUAUCAGUGUAUAGUGUGACGUAAGAUUGUAGCACUUGUUGUGGGUCAGUGUGUGUGUGUGUGUGUAGUUGAAUCGUGAAGUAUGCAGUGCUGUGGCCCGGUCUACGACGUGACGUCUGGUGGUCCUUUUUGCUUGUCUGUGGAAUCGUGACUGACAUCUUCCGGAGUGUCUGUGUGCAGGUUUCCUCUUAGUCUACACACGUGCGUGCCGUGUACUUUGUGACCUGAGACUACGCUGCUCUUUUUAAUUUUUUUUCGGGGUCGUUGUGUAAUUUCGUGCCGUGAGAUUAUACAGCUUCUGGAUUGGUAUGUUGUUCCCGUGAUGUCCGUACGUGUCCCAUCGUGGUCCGUGUGCAGUUUUGACGUGGGUUCCUCUUGCUGUGGGUGUUUUUUUUUUUUUUGUGAUGAUGUGGUGGAGGCAUUUUUGACGUCGGUGGUGUCUUUGUGCCAAUGAUAGAUUGCAAGAUCUGUUGAUCGUAGGAGGCUUUUUAAAAAAAUGCAUAUUAUUGCUCACAACCAGGGGCGGACUGACCAUUGAGUCCU